Anopheles funestus (African malaria mosquito) is the source of this 954-nucleotide messenger RNA. RefSeq lists its product as uncharacterized. The record is from RefSeq and is a predicted model, not a curated record. NCBI's taxonomy places the organism in Eukaryota, Metazoa, Arthropoda, Insecta, Diptera, Culicidae. The transcript is spliced from 2 exons. Bases 1 to 954 code for a protein of 317 amino acids.
AUGGCGGGAUCGAACAUGGUGAAUCAGGAGCCAUUCACAAGAGCCAGAUCGACAGAAGUGAUCUCCUCUCUACCGAAUCCUCCCUUUGAUUCAUCAACUGCAUCGCCCGUUCGAAAUGCUAACGUCGUUUGGGACGAAAUUAGCAGAAGCUUCCAUCGCAUGAUGGAAGAAUUAAACGCGGCUCGUGAACCGCGCAGACCGGAGUCUGAUGUGGUACAACGGCUCGAGUCAGUGUUAGAGACGUUUGUUCAACGAAUGAACAGAGAUGAUAAUCCGCAAGGAGCCAGGCGGGAAAAUGGAACCACCUCGUCGUCCAUCGCGGUACAAGACGGUACUCUUAACGUUAGUCAGAGUCAGGUGCUAGCGAGACGUUCCGUCAGUUCCAAACUGCCUACGUUUACCGGCAAACCCGAGGAGUGGUCGGUGUUCGAAUCAUCGUUCUACGAAACGACGGAACUGUGUGGAUUCUCCGAUGGAGAAAAUAUAGUAAGGCUGCAACAAGCAUUAAAAGGAGAUGCUCUUAAAGCGGUACAAGGACGACUUCGAAAUGCAGCAAAUCUGAAAGAAGUAAUGGAAGAGCUGAAAACAUCGUUUGGUCGUCCGGAAAUAAUCGUGCAAACCCUGCUAAGCCAAAUUCGUCGUCAAGUGCCACCGAAAACUGAAAAGUUGGAAUCGCUCAUCCAGUUCGCCAUAUCCGUCGACGAAAUGUGUGCUACAGUGAGAACCAAUGGCGUCGAAGAUCGAUAUGACGGUCCCCUGUUGGAUGAGCUCGUUGGAUGUCUUCCCCCCAUGGUCAAGCUGAUGUGGGGUCUACACCGUAUUACGCUAACUAAGGUCAACCUGGCGGCCUUUGGAAAGUGGAUGCAAACCAUCAAACAAGCAGCGCAGUCGGUGACUAAUCCUGCAGCGCAUUCCGACAGGAAUAAACACCACGGAAGCAAAGUGUGCAUGUGA